This is a messenger RNA of Propithecus coquereli (Coquerel's sifaka), 2769 nucleotides long. RefSeq names its product radixin (gene RDX). Lineage: Eukaryota; Metazoa; Chordata; Mammalia; Primates; Indriidae. Bases 295 to 606 code for a protein of 103 amino acids. The transcript is spliced from 5 exons. Gene Ontology annotation, molecular function: cell adhesion molecule binding; actin binding. Gene Ontology annotation, biological process: positive regulation of early endosome to late endosome transport; positive regulation of protein localization to early endosome; regulation of cell shape. The record is from RefSeq and is a predicted model, not a curated record. Gene Ontology annotation, cellular component: adherens junction; filopodium; plasma membrane.
CGGCCGGCCGGCAGGGGGAGGCGGGGGGCGCGGGGCAGCCCCGCCUUUUCCCCGAGGAGGCGCCGGGCGGCCAUAUUGCGGAGCUGUCUGCGGUGGUGGCGGCGCCUCUUGUCUCCGGUGGCCCAGCACUCGCACCACCGCCUCUCCCUCCCUGCCGCAGCCGCGACGCCGGGCGCCGCCGUGCAGCGCCUUAGCCACACGCCGGCAGGCAGGAGCCGCUUGCUCUCCGGAAGGUGGCAACGGAAUUCAUAGAAGUGAAGUAUUUUUAAAGAAGGUAACAAAAAGAGAAGGAAAAUGCCGAAACCAAUCAACGUAAGAGUAACCACAAUGGAUGCUGAGCUGGAAUUUGCCAUUCAGCCCAAUACAACUGGCAAACAACUUUUUGACCAGGCUUUUGCAGCCCAGGAAGACUUGGAAAAGACCAAAGAAGAGUUAAAAACUGCAUUAAGUUCAGAACUAGCCCAAGCCAGAGAUGAAACCAAGAAAACACAAAAUGAUGUUCUUCAUGCUGAGAAUGUUAAAGCAGGCCGUGAUAAGUACAAGACCCUGCGACAGAUCCGACAAGGCAACACAAAGCAGCGUAUUGAUGAGUUUGAAGCAAUGUGAGAGCUGUUAUUUUGCAUACAUGUUCUUCAUAAGCUGAACCACCAACAGAGAAAAGCAGGCCUUUGCAGAUGUGAUGGAAUGCAUCCCACCUUGCCAAAGCACUUAUGUCAGUUUGACUGUGGUGGCUAAAAGACAAAUAUAAGGGGAGCUCUUCAACAUUAAGGCAGUGUGAUGUCAUGCUUGAUUUUCAUUUUCUUUUGGGUCAGGGAAUGGAGAACGGUGUUCCAUCACCUCCCUUCACAUUUUUCACUUUCCAUUUUUUUUUCUGUUGAAGCUUAACAUUAAUGAUCAUGUCUGACAAAUGUGUUUGUUUGAUUUGAGCACUUUGUACAUUUUAAAGGAUAAUGGUGACAUUUUAAUGAGUGUUUUCCUUGCCCCUUCCAUGUUUAACCUACAUAUGUGUCCACAUUCUCUCUCACUUAGCAUUUCUCAGUGUGCCCUUCUCAUAUCCUGCCAUGCCCACAGCCAUAAUUCUGCCAUCAUAGAAAUCAAGCAGUGUUUAAAAUGAUGGUAGGUAGCAGAGUGGAUAGUCUUUGAUCAUUGUGUAGAAGAUGGCUAUGAAUCAUGAAAGAGAUUAGAACAUUUAAUAGUAUAGUAUACAGUUGGUGGUUAAGUUUUUUAAAUCCUAAUUUAAUUCCAUUAUUGGAUAUUUGAUACUUGCUUACUUAACUGCAGUCAUCUUUGACAGCUAAAUUGAUUGGCGUUUCAUCUCCUAUAAUCCUAUGGUGGUUUUCUUUGCUUGCCGAUCCAGAGGUGUAGACAGCAGGUUCCCUAGGAGAGUUUAUUGAUAAAACAGUCUCUGAAAGAUUUUUAAAAGUUUUGCUCUUUCAUAGAUUGAUUUAGAAAAACAAACGAUUAGUAAAAGAAAGUGUACAUUUGUUGGUAAUUGCUUUUAAUGAUUUUAAAAAACCUGGACCUUUCUGGAAUGGUGGCAUAUGAAAACAGCAGCCCCAAGAAGGGGACAGUAAUGUAAUACUACCUCACUACCACACCUGCGAUGACUGGUUGUUAAAACACAAUGGAGUGUGUAAGCUCUGUUUUAUAAUUCAUAGUGAUAGUCUCGAUCAUUUAGGAAUACUUUCGAAAUUUCAUUUUCCUUCAGAAUACCCUAGAGUGCUAAAUUUUUAACUGCCUUUUUGUUGAGUCAAACUGUGGGGCUCUGAUUUGUAUUAAAAUUGUAAGCUCUCACUGAUAUACUAUCUUCCUGGAGGGGUGUCGUAUGGCUGAGGAAGACAGAGAGAGAGAGAGAGAGAGAGAGAGAGAGUGUGUGUGUGUGUGUGUGUGUGUGUGUGUUAGAGAGAUGUUAUCCUUGUAGCAUAUGAAGGUUGUCUAUACCUUCAUUUCUUGAUAUGAUAGUUACGUAAUCAUUUUAGUGUAUUUGGUUUCUAAAUCACUGUGCUUAUUUUUUUUUUCAAUCUCUAAAUAAAAAUACUUAAAUUUGGUUUGUAAAUCCUAUUUUAGAAAUUAUAAUUUUAGUUUACAUUAAUUUCAAUUAAAUCUUACUGAAGAAAUCUUUCCAGUUAGAAAGAUGUUCUAAUAUUCAUAUGUUCUAACAUUUUCUUUGUUGUAAAACACCUAGAUUUGAAGAUACAGAAAGCCUUGUUUUCUCUGUGUGGUUCAGCUACUUUCCAUUUGGUAUUAUGCAUUCAAAUUUACAUUUAUCUAUUAAAAUUGCCAUUUUAUUAAAAAUUUUUCAUGCACAGUAGAUUCAAGUUGUGUCUGAAAAUAUCUCUUGUGCUUUUUUGAUUUUGCUGACUUUAAAAGGAUUAAUCUGGGCAGACAUUAUACAAAGGAAAGUUUGCAUUUAAUAUAUUUUUUGAACUUUGUAGGACAAAAGAUAACUGGUUAACCUUGAAGUGACUGUUGUACUGUGGUUGUGCACAUGCUUCAAAUCCCUGUGGAAGAGAAUGUUUCUACUUGUACAUCAGAGGACUAGAUGGUGGACCCCUACUAGUCAUACUUUGAAACAUAAGUGUUCACCUUAAAGCAAUUGCCAUAAUAAGUGAAAAUCUGGAUUUCCACUGAAUUUUUAUUCAUUUUCCUCAUUUUGAGUCGUGUGUACUACCAUUGCUACAUCAGUUUGAUACAGUGUUGAAAAAUUACCAGUUAUAUUUGCUGUUUAUAAAUCUAUUUGUAGAUUAGGAUUAAAAUGGAUUUAAUCCA